Messenger RNA from Cyprinodon variegatus (sheepshead minnow), 628 nucleotides. It is a transcript of the gene cunh12orf73, whose product is annotated as chromosome unknown open reading frame, human C12orf73. Gene Ontology annotation, cellular component: mitochondrion. Gene Ontology annotation, biological process: mitochondrial respiratory chain complex III assembly. Lineage: Eukaryota; Metazoa; Chordata; Actinopteri; Cyprinodontiformes; Cyprinodontidae. The record is from RefSeq and is a predicted model, not a curated record. The coding region runs from base 255 to 482 and encodes 75 amino acids. The transcript has 2 exons.
CACUUUGUUCUUGGCUGAAGGACUCCGCUCUCAUUCCAUUUCCAAAUCUUUGCCAUGUACAGAAUGGUGACUAUAACUGAAUAUCCAGACAGAGGAACCGUCCUAAUUAGAUUAAAACAUGAGUUCUGACACGCAACAGGCAGCCAAUACCAAGGUGUAAUAAACUCACACAUCAUCAAUGAUAAUUAUCCUAACAGUCUAUUUGUGCUUUCAUCUUGCCCACAGGCUGAGUAAGAUCGCAUCAUAUUGUAAAGAUGCCAGCUGGUGUGUCGUGGGCUCGGUACAGCCGUUUUUUGGGAGCCAGUGUUCUGGCCAUGUUUGCAGGAGCACAGGUCGUCCACCAAUACUAUCUCCCUGAUCUGAGUAUACCAGAAGUUCCACCAAAGCCUGGAGAGCUUCGCACUGAACUACAUGGUUAUAAAGCUAGAGAAGAAGCUGCUGCUGCUUUAAAAAAGCUAAAAGAGGAACAAAAUGUGGACUGAUUUCUUUUGAAGACAUCUUGCUGUUCUCAACAUUACUUACUAAAUGCUGCAAUGUACUCUGGGAGGAUAUCCUCUCAGGUUCAACAACAAUGUAUAUGUUUCUUUAUUUUACUUAAUGUAAUUUGCAAAGAAUAUGUUUUGAUAUC